UUUAGGGUUAGCCCUAAAUUUUGCCCUUCUAAGUCAGAGGGGGAUUUAGGGCUCUUGGGCUAUGGCGCACGCUGCCGUGGAGGGUUUGGAGGUCGCGGCAGCUGUGGCCGAGCUCGCCGAUGCCGCCAUGGGAGCAUACGAGCGUCGCAAGCACCACGCCGUGGCGGUGCAGCGGGAUGCCGAGGAAGCGCUGGUGAAGGAAAGGGCCGAGAAUGACAAGCUUCGCUCGGCGCUCGACAUGUACAGGGAUGUGAUCCAGGAAUUCUCGUCCAGGGGAUUGCUGGAGCAUAUGCAUCAGUUGAAUGGGAUGGAUCCGGAUCAGCUGUGUGAUAAACUCAAAGAGCGAGUCGAUUCUCCCGAGUUUUUGGAGAAACUGGGAACGAUUGUCUUGUCCAAAGACAAGGAGGAUGGCGAGAAGGAGAACACUUGGGUUGUCUUGGAUGGGAUGGAGGGGGCCGAGGAUUACGUUGUGAUCACUCAAGAGGAUAUUGUCGAUAGCAUUGCCUCGUACAUGGCAAAGUACCUCGCAACUCAACCCAAAGCUCAGAACAUGUCUCCGGAUGAACUGCAAAAUGCUCUUAGCAAAGCGUUUUCCGCCAAGGACAAGCCGGGAUUCUUUCGGAGGCUUUGGGGAGCCGGCAAAGUAAUGUACACGAUCGCGUCUUGGACUGCCACUGGCGUGGGGCUAUACAGAAACCCGGUCCUUGUUCGAGCAGCUUUCAUGGCAAUUCGAACAACAGUGACUCUUCUCCUCAGACUUCUUCGCUAAAAGGCGAGGAACAAAAUUCGCAAAUCAAUCGAGCCGAAGCUAAAAAGCUUGUAAAAAAUCUGUACAUUAUGAUUUCUUAGCGGUUACAACGAUGAAAAUGGACGAUGAAUGGAAGACUAAAAAACCUUAAUGGAUUUCUUCUUAUAAAA
This is a messenger RNA of Selaginella moellendorffii, 918 nucleotides long. RefSeq lists its product as uncharacterized. The transcript has 5 exons. NCBI's taxonomy places the organism in Eukaryota, Viridiplantae, Streptophyta, Lycopodiopsida, Selaginellales, Selaginellaceae. The coding region runs from base 62 to 769 and encodes 235 amino acids. The record is from RefSeq and is a predicted model, not a curated record.